AUGGCGUCCGUGCGGGGCCCGAGCAGCGUCGGCGGCGGGCGAGGGGCCGCGGCGGCCUUGGGGGGCGAAGGGGAGCCCGGCGGGGGGCUGGUUGGGGGCCCGCCUUCCUCCCAGUACGGGAACGGGCUGGGGGGGAGCGGACCCGGGGGGGAGCAGGGCGGGGGGCUCCGCGAGUUGGAGGAGGAGGAGGAGGAGGGGCUGCUCCUCGAGGCCGCGACGGGCGGAGGGGCCGCGGGCGGCGGCGGCGGCGGCGGGAUCCGAGGCUCCGGCCCGCGGGGCGCCCUUUCCUCCUCCUCCUCCUCUUCCUCCCACGCGCCCUCCAGGGCCGGCCAGGCGGGAGUGGGGGGGCCCCACCACCACCCUCACUCCGAAGAGCUGGAGGAGGAGGCCGGCCUGGGAGAGAGCGACCCCGGAGACUCCGCCAUCGAAGACCCGGUGAGUGGCCCCCGGGGCGCGGAGGAGAGAGGGCCCGGCCAAGCCCGAGGCUCGAUCUUUGCGGGCCCCCCACCCGUCUCUCUUUCAGCGUAGCCUACCUCGCAGGAGUGUCGCGAGGCGUGGCUUAUUUAUUUGCCGCAUACAUAUCCAGCCUUUCUCUCCCAAAGGAGCUCAAGGUGGCGCACGUGGCUCUCCCCAUCCCCAUCUCAUCCUCGCAGCCACCCUGUGAGGUAGGGUAGGAGAGGAGAGGGGUUAACUGGCCCGAGGUCGCCCAGUGAGCUUCCUGGCUGAGUGGGAAUUCGAACCCUUGUCUCCCAGAUCACAUAGUUCGACCUUAGUCUAACCAUUGUACCGCACUGGCUUAAAAGUACAAUGGAUGAGGAUGAGUAACGUGUGGUGGAUGAGGAGGUAACGUGUGUGUAGAAUAAUAGAAUUGUGGUGUUGAAAAGGACCACGAGGGUCAUCAAGUCCAGGGGUCAGCAAACGUUUUCAGCAGGGGGCCGGUCCACUGUCCUUCAGACCUUGUGGGGGGCCGGGCUAUAUUUGGAAAAAAAUAAUGAACCAAUUCCUAUGCCCCACAAAUAACCCAGAGAUGCAUUUUAAAUAAAAUCACACAUUCUACUCAUGUAAAAACACCUGGCAGGCCCCACAAAUAACCCAGAGAUGCAUUUUAAAUAAAAGGAUACAUUUUACUCAUGUAAAAACACGCUGAUUCCCGGACCAUCCAUAGGCCAAAUUUUAGAAGGCGAUUGGCUUCAUCUGGCCGCUGGGCCUUAGUUUGCCCACCCAUGAUCUAGUCCAACCCCCUCCAAUGCAUGAAUCCUUAGCGCAGUGUGGGGCUCGAACCCACAACCAUGAGAUUGAGUCUCUUACUUUAUAUAUACUUUACUGGGAACAGUUGGAAAGAAAUGAUUAUUCAGAAAUUGCAUAUACGGCACACUUGGCUGCUUAUUUUGCGUUUAUAUCCCACCUUCUUCUCCAAGGAACUUAAGAGGGUGUAUGUGGUCGCCCCCAAAAGAACCCCCUAUAGUUCCCACAACAACCCCAUGAGGUAGAAUUAGGCCGAGAGGCAGUGAGUAGACCCAAGGUCAUGCACUGAGUGGGGGAUUCAAACCCUGGUCCAUCUCUGGUCCUGGCUCACUGCUUCCUAAGGAGAGAGAGUGGCUUCGGGGAGGGGGUUCUUUAAUGGGGGAUGGUGGCCAAAAAAUGUACUGGAAGGUACAUUCAAAACUAUUAAUAUGGGAUGCUCAGUGAUAGUGCAGAAGCAGUUUUAAUUUGUACCUGCUGACUUGGGCAGAUGAGAAGUUCAUUAUAGUGUAAAAAUGGAGUCUGGGGUUGCCGUGUGGCAAUUGGAUGCAGAUUAUACCUUUGACACUGAUUUGUAGAAGCAAAAAAGUGGGCAGAGCUAAGGCGCUGCGUAGUGGGUGGCGACAGUAAGAUUGGAAAGAGCAGAGGCAGAGUGGGAAAACAGCUAAAACCGUGGGAAAGACAGCUCUUUCAGGGAGAGAUCAGAUGAAGCAAAUGCCGGCAGUGCUGUCUUGGCAUAAACAAGUGGAUGGGAGUAGAUAACUGUAGAAUGUCUUACAGCAGUAACCUUGAGAAGUACUAGUAAUCAGUGGCAUUAAAGAAGUGGAAGAAGAGAAGGGAGUCUCAGUUGGUGUGAGCUCUUAAGAACUGCAAGAAUGUUUCUUAAUUUGCCCCCUACUUUCCCUUGCCCAUUCUUCCCACUCUCAGGAGUUGGAAGCCAUUAAAGCUCGAGUGCGAGAGAUGGAGGAGGAAGCAGAGAAGCUAAAAGAGCUGCAGAACGAAGUUGAGAAACAAAUGAACAUGAGCCCCCCGCCUGGCAACGGUAAGUCUCCUUAAGUUUCUUAUAAUUAAUUUGUGCUUGCUCCUCGUCUUCCUCCCCCCACCUCCCACAAAAGGUGGCAAGUAUUCAGAUACGGGGGAUGGGGAGAAGUUAGGAAUUGUGUAAUGGGUAAGAAACAUCUGUAGAGGUCUCUUAAAUACGCAAACGAGAAGUUAUUGCUGACACUUUGAGGCUCUUGAAUUCUGUGUUGGCCAGAUCAAAUUGAUGUCCUUUUAAAAAAUAGCCUAAGGGGGAUGACAUGGGGAAAUUACAUUGGAACAAAGGAAGAUGCUUUAUUCUGAGUGGGACCCAUGGUCCAUCUAGCUCAGGUACAAGGGUUUAUGCACAUCUCGAGCUCCUCUACCUGCAGAAAUUUCAUUAAUGUAGAAUAGGCUAAAUGGCUCAUCUGGGCAUUGGAGUUGUUCUGGGAGAUCGGAUUCAUGGAUUGAUUGUUUUAAAGUAUUUGUAAACCUCUCUUCCAUAGGAAGGCAGGAUACAGCACAAAGACAACAACGGCCUUGGUUUAAAAAACUCCAAAAAAGUUUAAUUUCCGUGGCAUUAUCUUUACAGGGGUUUGUAAAAAUUCCCAGUUUGGACUCUGGUAUACAUUAGUUAACUAGAGGCAGGAAUUAAAACACUUUACAAGCUGCAGCAUUACUGAAGUACAAGAAAUUACCUAUCAGUAUGAGGCACUUUCCCUUCACUGUUUUCAACAGCUGCUAAAGAAUAUUUUGGUUAAGCAAGCCAGACAUGUAACUUUAUUGUGUCUACUUGUUUUUAAACAAAAUAAAUGCAGCAUAGAGCUAGGACAAUUCCGGUGCAGAACGGAACAAAGCAAGCUACUUUCCUUAACAGUUACGAUAAAUGGAAGGUUAACUUGAUGUCUUUAAAAUUCACUUCAGAGAAUUCAUUUUUCCCUUGUCAGCAGAGGACAUGGGAGUGUGCUUUAGAUGAUAUGCAUUUACCCCAUUUAUCGGCUGUGGGGUUCCAAAUUCUGUUUGAGUCUUGUGGCACUGAAGUGGGGUGAAUGAUUUGUUUCAUAAUAUAUACUUGAUUGUAAAAAACACACAAAGUGGCUUACAAAAGUUAAAAUGGUAAAAUCGAGAGAGAUUUACAACCCUACUUUAAAACGUAAACAUUAAAAUUACUUGAACUUUCUAAGCAUCUGAGUAGAUGUGUGCAACAGACAUGUUUAAGCAGGCAGACCUGCUUGGUCUCAAAAGGCAGGGAGUUCCAAAGUGUAGGCGCUGCCACCACACUUAACAAUCAGGUUCUUACAAAUGCAGGACACCUGUGGUAGAGAAAGGAAGUUGCUUAAAGCACGUCCAGACCUCUGAUUCUCCAUCGCAAAUGGAUGUGUGAAUGUGCCGACCGUGCAAUUACAUUAUUUUAGCAAACAGCUUUGUGGAGAUGGCCUGAUUAAGACUGGAUUGUUUUGCUGUAUCAGAUGUGUAGCUAGUCACUUUUGAAUAUAGUUUUCUAGAAAGGCAGGAUAGAAGUGUGUUAAAUAAGUCUAAAAAAAUAAUAAUGUAGCUAUGCCUAAAGUCUGGAGACUUGUUUUGCCAGGUGUCUUGUCCCAAAUUACGAUGUGCUUGUGUAGGUGAGAGCCAUUUUGCAGAUGAAUGAAGAGGUGUUUCAGUUGGGUGUUUCAGCUCUUACAGCAUCAACAUUGUAUGACUAAGGAUUUUGAGCUGGCUUCUUCCUCUUUCCCACCCACCCCCUUUGCUGGAAACUUCAGUCAGUCAAACACAGGCUGGUGCUGAUGGGAGUUGCAGCCCAGCAAAAUCUGGAGGGCGCCAAAUUUUGCUUUCUAUCCAGGAAGUCUCAGGUUCAACCUCUGGCCUCCCCAGGUAGACCUGGCAAUGCCCCUCUGCCUGAAAUCCUGGAAAAUUGCUGCCACAAAGGUGGCUUCCUUUGUUCCUAGUUAAAAUUGUUCAAACCAACUUUCAGAUGCUAAAAGAAAGGGACUGUGUUGUACUUACCUGAAGAGAGAAUUCCAUGCAGAGGGUUUGUGAGGCUGGUGGUGUCGCAGUCCAAAACAGUGUCGAGAAUGUGUUGCCCAGGUGCUGGGCUUUUCCCCGCCUCAUUUUGUUGCUUUCCUGCAGACUUGGCUAGCCACUUCUGGAGGAAGCACUGGCCAAUCAGCAUGUGCUUUUCCCCAGGCCCCAGAAUCAGAGGCAAUUCUUCCUCCAGCAUUUUCCCGGCUUUACACCAGUGUUCAAAAUUUGCCAAAUGCAUUUUGUACCUGGUUAUCAGCCACUUGCGACCAGGUGAAGAUGCCCAGGCGCCAGGAUGACACCUGACAUUUCCACCAUCUGGAGGUGCAUGCCGGGGGAUCCUUGGAUCUUGACUGUUUUCACACACUAGCAACACAUCCUGUAGAAUUUUAUCCGUUAUAUUUUAUCUGCGCUAUCGGAACGAAUUUCAGGAACCAAAAGGUCGCAUUGAAAAAUACGAUUUUCAAGCCAUCUGGUCUGUUUUGGCAACUGUAACCCUGGUUUAAGAAGCCAUUUGGUGGCCAGCUUAUAUAUCUAAGUGUCUUAACACUGCCUUACACUGUUUCUUUCUCCCCAGCUGGCCCAGUCAUCAUGUCUUUAGAAGAAAAGAUGGAAGCAGAUGCCAGGUCCAUAUAUGUAGGCAACGUAAGUCUGUUCCCUGCAGCCCAGCUCAGUCAGGAGGCCAAGAGAUGUAUCUUGGGUUUCCUCACCAUUUUCAAUCCUCGGUUUCAGGUGGAUUACGGGGCGACAGCAGAGGAGCUGGAGGCUCACUUCCAUGGCUGCGGCUCCGUCAACCGGGUGACCAUCCUCUGCGAUAAGUACACUGGCCAUCCCAAGGGGUGAGUGCGUGUGACGGGAUGGGGAAGCUGGGUGUGUUUUUCCGUCUCGGUGAGUGGUUGCCUUUUAAGCCUGCCCAUUCUCUCCCCCUGCUCUCCAGGUUUGCUUACAUUGAAUUCUCGGACAAGGAGUCGGUGAGGACGUCCUUAGCGUUAGAUGAGUCGCUGUUCAGGGGAAGACAGAUUAAGGUGUGUACACUCUUCGACCAGGCCCCUUCCGCCUCUGAAACAUCAUUUUGUGGGCAAGAGGUUUGUGUAGUGCAGUGGCUGGGCAAUGAAGGCUCUGAGUUGCUUGAUCCUUUUCAAGGUUUUAAAUUUAUUUAUUUACUGAUACUUAAUUCAGGACUACACAAAAAUUCAUGCCCAUUACAAUGUAUCUUUUUAUAAUAUAAGCAGCUACUUAGUCUAAAAAAAGAACAAAGGCAGAAAGGAGAAAAGGCAAGAAGAAGGAAAAGAGAGAAAGAGAAAAGAUUAGAAAAAUACAAGAAUAAAAGCACUUCUGGCUUUCUGUCCUGCAUCUAUAGUAUUCACUCCUUAAGAUCCAACCAUUCUAUCUUCUAUAGAGCAGUAUGUAAUGCAAUUGUAAGCAGAGUUUAAAAACAGUUGCAUAAGGGACUUAUAAACAUUUACCUUUGAAACAUAAAAGUAUAUUUCCGAAAAAAGCAGAGUCCUUUUUGUUGGGGAUAAUUCAGAGGGAAAUUCCCAGGUGUCAAAAAACUAUGUAUGGUACUACUGCAGCCCAAGAAUGGAAACUUAAACUGAUGGUAUACACACAGCUUGCAGAUUUAACAUAUAGAAUAAGAGAACUAGAAGAAUACACGUUUAAAGAAGACUGGGAAAUGUUUACUGAAUAUAGGAGUAAAAGCUGUGUUCAUUUAAAAAUGCUGGUAGCAUUAAGUUGAAUUCAACAGUGCAAAUAAGAUUUGAUGGAUGUAAUAAUGGAUUACCGAAUGGUUGAGUUCAUGUAGAAUUUGCGGGGAUGUAUGGAAUGCAAAAUGAACCACCGAAAGAGAAGAAGGGAAGUCACUGAUUUAAGGUUGUCUAAAUGAAUAUUUUGAAAUGUAACUUAGAAAAUAUAAUAAAAAUUAUAUAGAAAAAAGUUGCAAAAGCAUGGGCUGGGGGUGGUUUCUGGGAUACCCUUGCUCUUGAGGCUAAGCGGAUCUUCUCCUUUUGAAGGUGAUUCCCAAACGGACCAACCGCCCUGGGAUCAGCACCACAGACCGGGGUUUCCCCCGGACCCGGUACAGAGGGAGAGGAUCCGGCUACAGCAGUUCCCGGGCCCGUUUCUACAGCGGCUUUAGCAGCAGGCCACCCCGAGGGCGCGCAUACAGGUCUGGCACGACGGUGGCGGCAGGUUGGGGGAGGCGCUUCUACGCUCCUGCCUUGCAGGGGUUCCCGUGGGGUGGCGGCUGGAGUAGGGGAGAUCUAUUGGCUUAGAGUGGGAGGGCUCUUGAUGCCCCCAGACUGGAAGUAGACUGCACCAAGUGAGAGAGGUGAUGGGCUGGGAACCACGACUGCUCUUGUUAAGCAGCAGCGCUGAGACAAAACGACUUUAUAACUUGAACCAGCAUUUUAAUGACAUUUCCAGUUGUAGAUGCUGCUGGAUUUGGGACUUCGAAGGAGGAAGCAAUUCCAAGUAUUGGAGUUGGGUCAGUUUUAAUGUCAUCUUGCCAGUAUUUCAAUCUGAGUGUUCUUCAGUCAGAUUUGUUAACUUUGGAAAGCCAGAGUUUUGGGUUGGGGUGUUUAUUAUUAUUGAAAGGUUGUCAGGUUCUCAAUCACGGGCUUUAGAAUUUUUUAGUCAGGACAGAAACUUUGCAAACCAGAAAAAAACCCUUAAAAACUCAAAACCUGGCUUGCACAGACGAAAGCAAGCCACCCUCAAGGAGCUGAGCAUUGUCCCAACUCUGAGGUCUUUAGGGUUUUGAGUUACUUAGCAAACCUUUCGUCUCUCUUUCAUUAACCUGUGUCCUUCUUCUCUCCACAGGGGCCGGGCCAGAGCGACCUCAUGGUAUUCCCCUUACUAAAAACAAAAAAAAAGUGGUUGUUUUAGGAAGGAGGAAAAAAAAAAGAAAAAAAAUGAAGAUUGUUACCAUGACGGAAAAAAAAAAAAUACUGUUGGUGGGAGGUGGAAGUGUCUAAUGCUGUGCAGAAAAAGAGGGCUGACUUAUUGGGAGGGGGGAAGAUGUAAACACGGGGCAGGGGGUCAAAUCCUGUUGUCAAAUUUCCACCUGCUGGUAUUGCUGACUUGAGCCCUGUCCCCACCACGCCCCCCCACCCCCCGUCCAGCUCCUCAUCCUUUUCUCUUCCAUCUGCAGAAAUUGUUGGGCAUAACCAAGCCAUCCUUCCUCAUGCCUUUUUUUUUAAUUGUUGCCCUGCAUUUGGGGGAGGGGGCCGAUGUGGGGGAGGGUUUGCCGACACCCCGAAACCUUUUGUGAUACUAUUUUUGUGUGUGUGUGUGUGAGAGAGAGAGAGAGAGUUUUGUAGUUUUUGUUCAUCUUCCCAACCUUUCCCUCUGCAGCCUUUGCCCAUUCCGGUAUGCCUGUUUCCCCCGCUCUCUCUCGUGUGCUUGGUUCUCCCCAAAUCUCGUUUGCUUCCCCUCCCCUUUGCUUCAGGAAUUAGCAGGGAGCGGGACCUGGGGUUCCUGCCUCCCGCGGUGGUGAUCCUGCCCAUUCCCAGACGUCCACCACCCUCUUUCUCACUUUGGGCAGACGAGUCUCUUGGCAUCCCUCUCUAGGUGUGUGUCUGUGUAUGUGUGUCUAUGUCAGACGGGGGAGCCUGCCUUGGGGUUUUCUCUUACCCCAUUGAUCCCAAACUCCCCAAUGGAGAAAUGCCCCUGAAAUGCUAAUUCUAAAACAGGCUGGCGGGUGGGGAAGGUCCUGUAAAAAUAGGCACCCCUCACUCAGAGCCAUACGUAACUGCGGCUGCGUCCCAUUUUGCUCUUCCUGUCUUUGCCCCUGCGUCGCUGCCUCUCCCACCACCCCUGGGGGUAUGUUAUAUGCCUUGUUUGAGUGUCUUUAUCUUUACAGGUUUCUUUAUUUUUUAGCCUGAAGAAAUGACACCGAAACCUGAAGCUGUAGAGACCAGGGGCCGGGGAGAGGACACCC
Messenger RNA from Podarcis lilfordi (Lilford's wall lizard), 8218 nucleotides. The record is from the annotation of a GenBank genome assembly. NCBI's taxonomy places the organism in Eukaryota, Metazoa, Chordata, Lepidosauria, Squamata, Lacertidae.